This is a messenger RNA of Heterotrigona itama, 6563 nucleotides long. Lineage: Eukaryota; Metazoa; Arthropoda; Insecta; Hymenoptera; Apidae. The record is from the annotation of a GenBank genome assembly.
AUGGACAAAAACAUGUCAUUCAAUGAUAAAAGUGCAAUAGCACCUGUGAUUAUAGAAGAACUAGAUGAAAAUGCUUUAUGCAACAUGAACGUCGAUAUGGCAGAAUUUAUUGAAGCAAAAGCUUUGGAAAUAAAAGAUGUAUCACAAAAUGUUAUAUCAGAUGUUUAUUCCAAUCAAUGUAGUUCUGCUAUGGAUAUUAAUGCAGAAGUAGAAGAUCAUGAUAUAUUAAUAACUGCAGAUGAAGAAGACCAAUUGACAAAACAAUUUUUAAAUGGAGAGUUAACGUUCUCUGAGUAUUCUUCUAGAAUGGAUCAAGAUGUGGAUUUAGAAACUGCAGAAUUUGACAUUCCUAGAAAUGAUUUAGAAAAUGAAGAAACAGAAACAAAUAAAACAGUUCAGUCCAAAACAUCAAAGUCACAAAGUGGAGGGCAAGUACGUUAUAAACGAAAAAAGAGAACACUUCCUCCUGCUCUGCAAGGUCUUAUGGGUGAAGCAAAUUUAAGAUAUGCUAGAGGAGAUACAGAAUUAGCUGCACAGAUAUGUAUGGAGAUAAUUAGGCAAGUACAAGUACCAAGUGCUCCAGAACCAUUUCAUACAUUAGCAAUGAUAUAUGAAAUCGAUCAACCAGAAAAGUCACUACAGUUUGCUCUGAUAGCGGCACAUCUUAGUCCAAAAGAUGCAGAUCAAUGGGUGAGAUUGGCCAAUAUGUCUUUGGAAAGUGAAAACAUAAAACAAGCUAUAACAUGUUUUAACAAAGCAAUUCAGGCAAAUCCAAAAGAUAUAACUUUAUAUGAAACACGAGCACGACUUCUAGACCGCAAUGGAGAUAAAAGAGCUUAUUUAAAAGGAUUUUUAAAAUUAGUUCAUCAGUUGGACCCCGAAGAUGGCCAAAACAUAAUUAAAUAUGCUAAAAUGUUAGCCAAACGAUAUAUGGAAGAGAACAAUAGUGAACAAGCACUAGAGGCAAUGGAGAAUAUUUUUUCAAAAUGUCCUAGUUUCAUUACCUUAGAAGAAGUCAAUAUUAUGACAGAAAUAUUAAUAGCAUUGAAAAAAUUUAAAAGAUGUUUAAAUAUUUUAACCACAUAUACUAGUAUUUGGGUAAAAUAUAAAACUGAGGAUACACAAGGACCUCAUUUAAUAACAAAAAAAUCUGGAAAUGAGAAGAAAGAAGAAUUAGAAGAUCAGAAUAUAUGUGAAAUAGAUUCUUGUGGAAUACCAGAUGAUGUAGUUGUUGAUUUGAAGGCGAAAUUUCUUAUAACACUUAUUGAGUUGAAUCAGAUGAAAUUAGCUGAGAAUCUUUUACCCAAAUUUUACUUUUAUGAAAAUCCAGAAAUUUCUGGUGAUCUUUUUUUGGAUAUAGCAGAAACUUUAAUGGGAAAAAAAGAAUUUAAACAAGCUUUAAUGUUAUUAGAACCUUUAGUCAAUAGUAAUAAUUAUAGCUUAGCAGCAGUAUGGCUACGACACGCAGAAUGCUGGGUCGGUUGUAAAGACCUACAAAAAGCAAUAAAAUCAUAUGAAGUCGUUAGACAAUUAUCACCUCAACAUUUAGGUGCAAGAACUGCAUUAGCUAAGUUGUAUCAAUUGAAAGGCCAAUAUAAUAAAGCAAUAGAAGUUCUUCAUCAAGAUCCAGAGUCAGAUACUUUAGAUCCUCAAGUAAUAUAUCAGAGGACAUUACUCCUUUUUAAAGUAAAAAGAUACGAUGAAUAUUUUCAGUCUGGCAUGUUACUCUUCUCUAGACAUUGUGCAAAUAUAAGAAAUAAAGUUGAAUUAAAUGCAUUAACUAGAGCAUACGUAGUACGUCAACGUUUGGAAACAUUACAACUUCAUCGAUUAUCCCGCGGCGAAAAACUUGAAGAAGAAAAUGCACCAUCGUUUUUAAAUAAUACAGAAUUAAAUGAGAAGAAAGAAUUUCUCUUACUUUUGCAAAUGUGUAAACUAGCUUGUAUAUUAAAGAAGUAUGGGUUCCUACAAAGAAUCUGUUUUAGUGCUUUAACAUCAAAAAGAUUUGAAAAAAGAAAUUCCCAUAUCAUGUUUUUAUGUUUACUUUCGUGUAUCUAUAAUAAUGAUUCUUAUCAUGGAUACAACAUUGUACGACAAUUAAUACGUGUUUGUCAAAAACCAAAUUCUUGGAAUCUGUUAAAUAUUAUUGUACAAAAAGCAGAAGAUUGCAGACACAAUAGGUUCAUAAUGCGUCUUCUUGGAAGGGAAGAUGUGUUUUCGUAUUUAAAUAUAAUGCACGCAAAUAAUUGUCUUAUUUCGGGAACAUAUAAAUAUGCUCUUAACGAUUAUAUUUCACUUUUCAAAGUAGUACCUAGUGCCUUAUUAGCGUUACUUAUUGGUGUAACUUUAUUACAAAUGGCAUGUCAGAAAUUGUCUGCUAAAAAAAAUCAACUUGUAAUUCAAGCUAUUGCAUUUUUAAAGAAAUAUUCUCAACUCCGAAAUGAAGAUGGUGAACAAGAGGCAUGUUAUAAUAUGGGCCGUGCUUUUCAUCAAAUUGGUUUAUUAUCAGCAGCUGUACAUUUUUAUAAACUAGUACUUAAUAAAGAUCCGGGAGAUUUAAUUAAAAAGAAUUCAUAUCUUUUAGAUUUAAGAAAAGAAGCUGCCUUUAAUUUACAUCUCAUUUAUCUGCAGUCUGAAAAUUAUUUAUUAGCAAGAAUAAGCGAAAUGAGUAGAACAUUAGCUAGCGAAAUUAAAUUUAAAAAUUUAUGUGAUGUAUUAGAGGAAAUCUCAAAAGUACGUUUAACUAGAAAAGCUGAUAUUUUGAAGCGAUUUAUUCAAAAAUGUCGUCUUACGAGUCACAAAUUAGAAACGGAAUUUGCAACUAUGAAUGUUUCACUUUAUCCUAUAUUAAGAUUAAUUUUACCGGAUCUUGAACGAGAACGGGCCUAUAAUUUAAAACAAAAAUCUCUUAUUGAUCUUUAUAUUCGGAUAUUUUGUUUGGGAAAAGACAGCAAAGAUGCAAAUAAAUUGAAACAGUACAAAACUCCUACUGCAAAAAAUAUUGCAGGAUGUGAUUUUGCAGAAAAAGCUUAUUGGAUUUUACAGAAUCGUUUUCCACGUGAAAGUUCUAAUUUUACAAUAGAACGAAUCAAUUUAUUUCUCGAUGAUUUAUCGUCAAAAGACAAAACUGGUCUGUCAAAGAAUGAAACAUUUAAAGUUUUGUUAGGAAAAAUAAAUGCAUUAGAAUUUAAAUGGAUAACACGAAUUAUUUUAAAAAAUUUGAAUCUUGGUAUUGGCACGAAAAAGAUAUUGCAAGUUUUUCAUUGUGAUGCAAACUCACUGUUUAAUGUAUCAUCUAAUUUGCAACAUGUUUGUGAUACAUUACAUAAUUCUCAAAUGAGACAUCAUUAUGAUGUUCAAGUUUUUUCUCACUGUAAACCUAUGCUAUUAGAACGAUGCCAGAUUGAGGAUAUAAAAAAGCUUUUUAAUGGCAACAAAGAGUAUUUUGUGCAAUGCAAAUAUGAUGGCGAUCGAUUUCAAAUACAUAUGAAAGAUGGCAAAUAUAAAUGUUUUACAAGACAAGGAUUUGAUUUUACGAAUAAGUCUGGUUUUGGGGAAACAAAUUCUUCAGGUUUUAUGAGCUGUAUAUUUGGCCAGUUAUUAAAUCCACAAGUAAAAUCAGUAAUUUUAGAUGGUGAACUAAUGGGUUGGCAUAAAGAAAAGAAAUUGUUAGUUUCAAAAGCAAUGAUGAACUGUGAUGUUAAAAGACUCUCAAAUAAUAGUGAUUAUCAGCAAUGUUUUGUUGCAUUUGAUAUUAUUAUGCAUAAUGAUAAUUUACUUAAUAAUGAACUUUAUGAAAAAAGACUUGAAAUUUUAAAAGAUAUAUUUACGGAAAAGGAAGGUUGUCUUCUAUUAUGUAAAUCUACUAAAAUUUCUAAAAGUGAGGAAUUACGUAAAAUAUUCAGUGAAAGUAUUAAAAAUAAAGAAGAAGGUAUUGUAGUAAAGGAAUGUAAUAGUAAAUACAAACCAAAUGUACGAGAUGGAACUGGUUGCUACAAAAUAAAAGCUGAAUAUUCCAAUAAUUUGGUACAAGAUAUAGAUUUAAUUAUUCUUGGUGGUUAUUAUGGUGAUGGAAAAUUUAUGGGUUUAAUAAAAAGUUUCCUAAUGGGAGUGGCUUCUUCAUCAAAAACUCCUGAUGAGAGUCCCCAAGAAUUUUCAUCUGUAGUAUCUGUUAGCAAUGGUUUAUCUAUGAAUACGUUGAAAGAACUUGAUAAGAUAUUUAAAGAUAAAUGGCAAGAAGUUCGACCUGAAAAUGUAGUUCCUCCUAGGACUGAGCCGCCAAAUGUAUGGAUUCGCCCUGAAAAUUCCAUUAUUUUGACUAUAAGAGCAACAGAAAUAACACAAAGUAAUAAUUAUCCAAUUGGAUACAGUUUACGGUUUCCUAGAGUUACAAGUGUUAGAAUUGAUGAUAAAUCGUGGUACGAUGCUUGUACAACUAAUGAUUUAUUAUCAUUAAUUAAGGAUACGGGAACAGUUCAAAAAUUGACGAAACGAGGAAUAGAUUAUGAAGAUAUAGAAGAAGUAUCUGAAACUAAAAUAUGUAAAACAGCGAAACAACAAAAGUAUGUAAAACAAUGUUCAACAAAGUAUCAAGAAAAAUCAAUGAAACCAAACAGUUUUGACAAUCCGCCAGUUCAUCUUACUCGGCUUUUUGAUGAUAAAGAAAUUUGUGUGAUAAGUGAUAACGAUGAAUCUAAAGAACAGAUUAAAAAAAUUCUUUUGCAACACAAGGCAAAAUUUGUACAAAGUCCUUCAAAGGAAAAUUACUGUAUUAUUGUUGACAAUGCUAAAACGGCAAGAGCAAAUCAUACCAUACAAAGUAAAAAGUAUGAUGUAGUAACAUUGGAUUGGUUCAAACGAGUUACCAAAGAAGAAAAUUGGUCGUCAUUGCAAGACUUUUUACCAUGGGAUUUGAUAUGUAGUCGGGAAUCAACGAAACGACGAUUAGCACAAUAUUAUGAUGAUUAUUACGAUCACUAUACUAUAGAUGCUGAUGAAGAGAGUUUAUUACGUUCGUUUAACAGAAUCGAAGAUAUGGGGCAAAAUAUUAAAUUUGAUUAUGCAGAAAUGAAGAAAGUAGAUCAAGAAUUAUUUAAUAGUGAAAUAUCUCCUUAUUCCUUAUUUCGAGGUAUUGUGGGAUACUUCAGUGAUCCAUCAGAUUCGUCAAAAAUUGAAUUUCGUUUCAUGGCGGGAACUAUUAAAGAGACUAUCGAUGAUUCUGUGACGAAUGUUUUUAUCAACAAUAAUUCCAUAGAUCCUGAAUUGCAAAACUUAAUUGACAAUAAAUCGUUGAAAACUAUUAAAAGUAAAUGGAUCGAAGAAUGCUUCAAACACAAUGCAAUUAUUUCUUAUUCUGAGUAUCUGAUUCAAUAAGGAAUGAUAGAUUAAGUAUAGAUUUUUAAAUAUCUGUAUCUAUGUGAAUGAAACGAAUUCAUUUGCAAAUAAAUGCAUACAUGCAUACAUGCACAUUUUAUCGAAAUUAAAGUGGGAAAUAAAAAUGCAAAUGUAAUUUUAGAAUCGAUCCUGUUUAACAAAGAAAACUUAAUAUAUAAGUGUUACGUGUAUAUUUGUAACAUGAAUACCGAAAAUAUAUAGAUUCAUUUUGGCUCACAUUUUCGUUAAAUGCUAAAGAAACUGGGUACUAGAUGGAGUGACAGUUGGACAGUUCGCUCAUUUAACAUCCCGUUUCGAAAUAUUUCUUCUCGGUUGAAGUCGGCACCCUUACCGUUCUCGUUUUAUUUCAUUGGAAUGCGUGCAAAAUAUGAGGCGAAAGGGACGCAGCUGCGACGUUUCCUUUACAAAGCCUGCCAUUCAGUGAGAUUCUCGAGUAGAUUAAGACGAGAGAACUUUGGAAAAGAAGACUUUAUACGCGCAGGCACGCCGAUACAAUGACAAGAAUCAUCAGAUUCUGGAGAUUCUCGUCAAUCUAAAUAAUCAUUCAACUAGUGUUACUAAUUCGUAAAGGAACUUUAAUUUAUAUUUCACAAACUUAACAUCGACACUAUGAUAGAUCGGUAGCAAUGUUACGAAAAAUACAUUUUUAUCAAAUAGCAGAAUUCUUCGUUAGAAAAAGAAAAAAAAAUCUACGAUCACACAUAACAGAAUAAGAGGCUUCAGUCUCUUUUUCACAACAACUAAAUUGCAAUUGAGAUUUUUGGCAAAGAUGUAUAACGUGACAUCGCUUGAUGCACGCAUAAUGUUAACCAUUGUGGAUAUCUCGUUAGCGUAAAGGAAGGUUUCGUCUACCAGGUCAGAACAUAAUAUAUGAAUAUGACUGACAUUCGUGUUCGUAGAAGAUCUACUUAUAGACUCUUCACCUACGGAUACGACGCAUAUUAAUCGAGUUUCAGAUUUUCCAAGCGUCCAACGGGACGCGUCACUCCUUUGCACCACGUCCAAUUUAUUCACGGAGUUUCAGUGCUAACUCGGUACCUGCCAAUUAUGUAUACUCGUUACUGUUGUUGCUUACGUUUCAUCGUCAUACGAUAAAUUUAUGAUUUAACCAAGCUCACGCUUGAAUUAUGCAUUUAUCGAUGGUUCUGCUAAAAAAAAAAAAAAAAAUA